AGUCAGGUAACGCACAGAAGGAUGGACGUACAUUCAUUUUGCAUUUUUGAGAUCUAAGAGACAUUUUACCAUUUUAUGCCUUUGGAUAUUCAAAUGGAUUUCUAAGCUAAAGGAGAACAAGUUGUUCAACAGUCAUCACAAGUUCUAACCAUGCAGAACGAGACGGGUAACCCCGUCGGGAUACUACCCACGGCCGGUAACUCCAUUCUAUACCAAACCACACGCCGUUACACAACGGUCUAUAUUCCCACCGAGUUCGAGCUUUCUCCAAAGCUAAGUAACGCUAUUGUUCCGUGCAUCAUUGUUUCAUUAUUCAUCGGUUUGAUUGCCAACAUAUUGGCUGUUUUUAUAACUUACUCGUGCGCUAAAGAAAACAACGAACACCGACCUACCAUCCCGGCUAUUUUAACCAGAGCUCUGCUUGCUACGGAUUUAAGCGCAACUGUGUUUUUCCUCCUUCGUGGGAUGUUCUUGCCUGUUUACAACAAAACAUUGAUUCAGUGCGACUUGGACUUGGCUAGUAACUUAAUUUUUUCGUGGGUAUCUGGUCUUAUCAACAUGCUGAUGAGCUGCGAUAGAUGCCUGGCGCUGGGCACCCCGUUUUUCUACCACACUCACGCAACACGGAGAAAAACUUACAUCGCGCUUGCGAUCUCCGUUCUCAUAGCGACGCUUAUAAGUUGCCUUCCCGUUAUGGGAUUCGGGGCGUAUAAAGUGUACAUCCACGGUGAGUUUUACUGCUUGGCACCUGGGGAUCUACGGGCCAAAGCUACGGUCUACGACUUUCACUUCAACGUGCUUUUCUUCAUUCUCGGACUUGGAGUUAUUGUUAUCAUCUACGCCUCAAAUGCCGUUGUGUUGUUUCACUUGUUGAAGUUGAAGAAACGUCUUGUUGUUGUCAUAGACUAUGACCGGACAAAACCCGUCAACUCAAACUGCGAGGAUGGGGAUGUAGCUUUAAACAUGUCCGUCGACGCCUUUAGAAGUGCCUCAAGAAAUGACCCCGUCCAGUUCUCACCCCACCUUGCUCAUGCUGAGGUGUCGAACAUGCAGCAUGAGUUAGCCAAAGUAGACAAUGUGAGUACAAUUGACUUAAACGAUGGUAGAGAUAAUUCGCGGCCCGUUGUUCGACACCGUGUGAAAUCUUCGACACAUAGACCGACAAACUCGGGCAAGACUGAGAUGAGAUUCGGAGCGAUGAUUCUUGUUUUCUCGUUGGUGUUCAGCCUCUCAUGGUUACCGUUUUAUAUCCAGCGAUUGAUGAAGGCAUUUUCAAGCUCCACGUCAAAUGUGGUUCUUGUCAUCGUCAUCUACCUCCUCAUCUUCAAUCACGUGAUCGACCCCUUUGUCUACGUCCUCAUGAAGCGACAGUAUCGUCAGAAGCUGUUCAAACUCAGCCGUAGGUGGCGUUUCCUGCUAUGCCGUUGCUGCGGUCGUGGUAACAAGGCUUGUGUGGGUGACGUCAGAAGCGUAUCGAGUGCGGUUGAUGGGAACGAACUAGGAACCACAUUGACGUUCGCCACAGAGUCCGGUCAGUGGAACCAUCAGAAGCCAUCCAAAACCCCGCACAUCCAUGUCACAGCAGCUAGUCCCAGCCUUGCUAGUGAGUACAGUCACCAGGAUGAACACCACGUCGAUGCUAAUAGAGCAGACGCAAAUGCAUCUUCAACAUUUCGAUAUCCAAACCCGGGCAAAUCCCCCACCACCCUGGGGACCUGUUGA
Messenger RNA from Asterias rubens (European starfish), 1722 nucleotides. RefSeq lists its product as uncharacterized. Gene Ontology annotation, biological process: inflammatory response; adenylate cyclase-activating G protein-coupled receptor signaling pathway; positive regulation of cytosolic calcium ion concentration. The record is from RefSeq and is a predicted model, not a curated record. Gene Ontology annotation, cellular component: plasma membrane. Gene Ontology annotation, molecular function: G protein-coupled receptor activity. The transcript has 3 exons. Bases 151 to 1722 code for a protein of 523 amino acids. Lineage: Eukaryota; Metazoa; Echinodermata; Asteroidea; Forcipulatida; Asteriidae.